AUGACGCUCCUCGGUAAUCUCAGCCCUCCUCUCAUCCAAGAGACUUUGUCCCACCAGAUGUCUGUGUUGGAGCUCUUCCUUCCUGGUUUCUCAAGUAUCACCAGUACUGCCAGUCAGGUCCUGAAUGGAAAAAUGUCCGGCUACACACAGCUAAUGUGCUUCUUUGCACUGGCUGCGUUGUUGAAACCAUAUCUAUCUCGAUUCAAAGAUUGGUUCAUUAAUCACUUCGGACCCGGGCUCACCUCUACAAGCAUCGACUCUCCAGAUCAAACGCUCUGA
Messenger RNA from Clonostachys rhizophaga, 279 nucleotides. The record is from the annotation of a GenBank genome assembly. Lineage: Eukaryota; Fungi; Ascomycota; Sordariomycetes; Hypocreales; Bionectriaceae.